Molecule: messenger RNA, 2397 nt
Organism: Penicillium malachiteum
Lineage: Eukaryota; Fungi; Ascomycota; Eurotiomycetes; Eurotiales; Aspergillaceae
Exons: 5
Coding region: 1-2397 (798 amino acids)
Molecular function (GO): oxidoreductase activity
Source: RefSeq, a predicted model, not a curated record
AUGUAUCGCUAUUUCCGCUUCCCUGCCGCAAUUGCGGCAAGGACUGCUAGAUAUUCCACGCUGCCUAUCAGAGAUCCACGAAUUUCAAAUCUUGUUCCCUUGAUUGAGGUCACAAAACCCAAGUUUGCCUUAGAGGCCACUCACUUGAAAGCUGUACACGAGACUCUGGAAGCUAAAGGGGUGGUUCAAUUGACCUUGGGAUUCAGCGAUGAAACAAGCAACUAUCUCCAGAAACUUAUAACAAAUCUUCACAAAUGCCAUGAUCAUGGCCUUCCGAUAACUCAUAGCGCUGAACGAGGCUGGUUCUGGGAUGUUCGGCCUUCCCCGUCGAAUUUCCAAAGCCAUGGACACCAAGCCCGCUCAGAGACCAUGUUCCGGUUUGAUUGGCACACCGACUGCAGCUAUGAGGAGUGUCCCCCGCGAUUCUUUGCUCUUCAAGUCAUUCAGCCGGACCGCUGCGGAGGCGGAACCUUGUCGGUACUAAAUGUUGAUCGACUUCUCGCCUUACUCUCCCCUUUCGCACAAAAAUGGCUCUCCAGCAACAACUACAGGAUCACUGUACCCCCAGAGUUUAUUAAAAAUACGGGGAAGCAGUAUAUUACCGGCAGCCUAGUCGCAAUAAGAACAGAGCUAGAAGGUGGGAGUCAAUUGCGGUUCCGAGAUGAUAUCACUAUCCCGUUGACUCCUAACGCUGCCAAGGCACUGGAAGAACUGAGGAAUAUCCUAUACGGAAAUGGAGCCGAGGAAUGGACUAUCCAUCUAGAACCCAAAACUCUUCCUAGAGGGUCGAUCAUCUUGAUGGAUAAUCGACGAUGGUUGCAUGCUCGCAACGAAGUGAAGGAUCCAAAUCGUCAUCUUCGACGUCCUUUGGCUUUUUUACCAAUCUAUCUUCCCAUCUUUGGCAUUGCACGGUAUCUAAAUAUGAGAAACAAAUUCUUCGACCAGCUUCAGCAAGUCUACUUUCCAGAUGAUGUGGCAUUUUCCUUUGUUUCGUCAGAAGAGCCUGGCGCCGACACUGUGAUCAAGGUCCGUGGCACUUAUAUCUCCAGACUAAAAGAAUGCUCGUCCUCUUGGCCCGCUGGAUCGCUGGCUGCAUCGUGUCCUCACCCCGUAUUAAUCACUGAACGGCAUCAUGAGGAGUUGUCAGAAUUGCAUCGGGCCUUGAAUCUGGCAAUUGAAGAUAUUAUCGAGCGAUGGUGGAGCGAUGAACAAGCUCAGUUUCCCCAGCGGAUGCCGUUGGAACCCGGAGAAGAAGAUCUCUUGCGUUGGAUCUACUCCAAACCCUCUCUUUUCAGACCGUGGAAUGAGAGGCAAGGAUCCUGGAGACCAGACUUCUUAGUGGAGAUUGACGAAACUGGUCUGGAAGCCUUUCGUAUCUGCGAAAUAAACGCUAGGUUUUCCUUCAAUGGCUUUAUGCAUGGUGGUUUUGGUCAAGACUCCCUUUCGGAAUUUGAUCUUGAGUCUCGGGGUCUAGUACACUGCGUCGAUGGUGAAUCGAUUCCCCGAGGGUUAUUCAAGCUAUUCGACAACAAGCUACCCUUGCAUUUGAUCAAGGCCAAGGAACACGGAAUCGACAUUUUCAUGUUUAUCGAAUUCGCCAAGAAGCGACUUGGUAUUAAACCCCGACUCAUAACUCCAGAAAUACUACGAAUUAUCCCGGAUUCCUCUAGUAGUUCUGGAUUCAAAUUGUACUGUCUUGCCCAAGUUGGCGCCACUGAUACUAUUACCACCGAUUCUGGUGAAAUUGUGGAAGAGGUCCGUCAAGUUGGCCUCGAACUUCACCAACAUGAAAUCAACGCUCUUGACCCAGAAAUAAGACGCCAGAUCAGUGUUCGAUGCUUUAAUGACAUGCGAACAAUGUUUCUUGCUCAUGAUAAGAGAAUGCUUGGUCUUGUACGGGAAGAGCUGGAGGUUCUGGUCUACAGAAAGACCAUCACUCCGAAACAAGCCGAGCGUCUUUACAGAGGCAUAACACCGACCAUCCUGCCAGGCUCCCGUGCCCUUGAUCAGUUUAUCGCCGCUUGCAAGGCGCAAGAGAAUUUGCAUAACGGAUACAUCUUGAAGCCAAUUAGAGGGGGCAAGGGAGCUGGUAUUCUGUUUGGUGAUGAACUCGCAUCCUCCGACUGGCUAGCACUGCUGGAGCAGAUGCGAUGUCCAAAAUUGGAAAGAGAUAAGACUCUUUACGUUGUACAGCGCCAAAUCGAUCAACCAAAAUAUGACGUACUGUUGACCGAAGGCAAGUCACAGCGAUGCCAUAUGGUUGGAACCUACCAUGCAGCCAACGGAGAGUACUUGGGACUGGGCACUUGGCGAUGUAGUCCCGGGAGGCUGUGCGCUGUAUCUGAUGGCGCAACAUGGAUUUGCUCAGUGAAGGAGAAUAGUGGCAUACCAAAUUGA